Messenger RNA from Urocitellus parryii (Arctic ground squirrel), 1056 nucleotides. RefSeq names its product succinate receptor 1 (gene Sucnr1). Gene Ontology annotation, cellular component: plasma membrane. Lineage: Eukaryota; Metazoa; Chordata; Mammalia; Rodentia; Sciuridae. The record is from RefSeq and is a predicted model, not a curated record. Gene Ontology annotation, biological process: G protein-coupled receptor signaling pathway. Gene Ontology annotation, molecular function: G protein-coupled receptor activity.
CUGGCCGAGGUUCUGUCAAGGGAGAGGCCAUCCAGCAGAAUGGUUAUGGUUCAAUUCAGUUUAACUCAGCAGAGUUUGUUGGACAGCGAUGAUGUGCCAGGAACUGUGGCGUGGAAUGAAACGUGCAAGGACUGGCUGGAGGUCCAGUCUGCCUUGGAGAAGUACUACCUCCCCAUCUUUUACGGCUUUGAGUUCGUCGUGGGCAUGCUCGGGAACWCCACGGUGGUUUUCGGCUACCUCUUCUGUCUGAAGAACUGGAGCAGCAGUAACGUCUACCUGUUCAACCUGGCCAUCUCGGACCUGGCCUUCCUGUGCACACUGCCCAUGCUGAUGCGAAGCUACGCCAAGGGAGCCUGGCAGUACGGCGAGGUGCUCUGCGUGAGCAACCGCUACGUGCUGCAUGCCAACCUCUACACCAGCAUCCUCUUCCUCACCUUCAUCAGCGUCGACCGCUACCUGCUCAUGAAGUUCCCUUUCCGGGAGCACCUUCUGCAGAAGAAGGAGUUCGCCGUCUUGAUCUCCUUGGCCAUCUGGGCGUUGGUCACCUUGGAGCUGCUGCCUAUCCUCCAUGUGAUCGGCCCGGUCACCACGGAGGAGGGCACGAGCUGCAUCGACUACGCCAGCUCGGGGGACCCGCGGUACAACCUCGUUUACAGCCUGUGCCUGACCUUGGUGGGGUUCCUGGCGCCGCUGGCCGUCAUGUGCUUCUUCUCCUACAAGAUCGCCAUCUUCCUGCAGCAGCGGAGCCGGCAGCUGAGCGUGGCGCAGACGCUGGAGAAGCCCCUGGCGCUGGUGGUCCUGGCUGUGGUGGUCUUCUCCGUGUUCUUCACGCCCUACCACGUGCUGCGCAACGUGCGCAUCGCCUCGCGCCUGGGCAGCGGGCAGGGCUGCACGCAGGUGGUCAUCAGCUGCCUGUAUGUGCUGUCGCGCCCGCUAGCCUUCCUGAGCAGCGCUGUCAACCCUGUCUUCUACUUCCUGCUGGGCGACCACUUCAGGGAGAUGCUGGCCAGCAGGCUGCGGCAGGGCUGGAAGUUCCUCGCGGCGCUCAGAGGGUGA